Messenger RNA from Colossoma macropomum (tambaqui), 1677 nucleotides. RefSeq lists its product as uncharacterized. The record is from RefSeq and is a predicted model, not a curated record. The transcript has a single exon. Lineage: Eukaryota; Metazoa; Chordata; Actinopteri; Characiformes; Serrasalmidae. The coding region runs from base 1 to 1677 and encodes 558 amino acids.
AUGAGCAGGGGUCAGACGGAGACACAGACUCUAAAUUAUGAACUGGCCAAAUCAACAGAAAAGCGGUUCACUGACGUAAUCAAUAUUAUCCACGAGCUGCUGGAAGCCUGUAUAAAUGCCCAGUACUUUUAUGGAAAAGAGCUGGAAGAAAUAAAGAAGAAACAGGAGGAGAGUCAUUUGAGGAAGCAGUCAUCAGAAGAAGCCAUUAAACACUCUGAGAAGGCAGUUAAAGUUUUGGAAAAGGAAUUGGAGGAAGCUCAAGAGACCUGCAAAAAAGCAAUAGAUUCCCUCCCUGAUGGAUGGAACAUGGUGGACAUGAAUCUUGUUGAAGCUCUGACUGAACAUGUCACAGAUCUUGUGACUGGACUAACAGCUAUAGCUCUCAUUACUCAACCAGCACUCCAACCACUUGCUUUAACAAGAAUGUCCAAUACACUGGGUUACAUCAGGACUCAAGGUCAGGAUAAAGACACCUUUGCAGAUAGGGUUGACGAGAUAAAUGUCUACAGCAAGUCUGCAGAAAUCCUGAUGUGCACAGAGAAUAUUCAGGUGUAUGUGCAAGAGAAUGACAUCGACUGGAAGAGCCUCUAUGAUCAGAAGAACAAAGCAGCAAAAACAGAUUUCUUUAAAGAGCAGUUCCAAAGAAUCAAAAGCAAUUUAGAAAAAUUACCAGAAUGCAAACCAAAGCAGUGCGCCCAAGAGUUAUGUGAAGAGGACAUGAAUGUCUGCAGAGAACUGGCAACCUAUGCACCAGACGGAAAAUGUGAGGAAGCUAAAACAAAGGAGUUAAUUGAGAAAAUCAGAAAACUGACUGAAUCAGUCUGCACUUUUGACUGCAGAAGCAAAGAUGCCACAAAAUCCUCUUCUCUGACUCAAAAACCACCUAUGAUAUCUAAUGAAGAAAGUAAAUCUGAGAAGACAAGUGCUUCAGAAAGAGCAACAGAGAAUGCCAGGUUCUGCAUAGAGCAGAGCCAAGCUCAACUGAACAACACCAGAGAGCUCUAUGAGAAGAGUGUGGAGAACAUGGAGAAAAACCAAAAGGAACUGACUGAAAUCCUGAUCACCAUGAGGAACUGUGAAGUCAAAGAGAUAGACUUUAACACCACCAUACAAAUGCUGGUCAGAGGGAUGGAUGCCAUGGGGAGAGUGAAGGUGCAGUGGGAGAAGAUGGUGCGCUUCUUUCAGAUGGUGUCCAACAUUGUGAAAACCAGCCUGAGCAGAACUCUCAAAGAUUUUGUCUCCACAUCUGAGAAGACUCAGUCACUUUCCUACAACUCAAAGCUCUUCUCUAAAGAUCUGCUCUACAGUCAAGCAUUUCAAGCAACUAACAUCGCCAGCCUCGUCCACAUGACCUCAGCAACCUACACUGAAGUGUCUGAGAAGUAUCUCAUGGAUCGUGUCAGCUCACUGGGGAAACUUAUGGCCAUGGACAAGGAAAAACCAGAGUUUGAACAGGAGCGUCUGCAGUUACAGAACUCCUGUGAUGAAGCUCAGAAAGGCAUUUUACACCUUGUCCUUAAGAACAAAGCUGAGUUUAAUAAGAAGAUUGACACAAAACUGGAGAAGAUUGACAAAGAGUUGCUGGCCAUUCUUCCCUCUGCUGCUCCAGAAGAGAUGAAGAGCAUCCAAGCAGCUGUUGAAAGUGGAUUUAGUCAGAAAGUGGAUGAUUACUACUGA